AUGGGCUGUGGCGGGAGCCGGGCCGAUGCCAUCGAGCCGCGCUACUACGAGAGCUGGACCCGGGAGACCGAGUCCACCUGGCUCACCUACACCGACUCGGACGCGCCGCCCAGCGCCGCCGCCACCGACAGCGGCCCCGAGGCGGGCGGCCUGCACGCGGGGCUUCGAAAACCAGAAUCCCAGAACCUCCCCCCCCUCCCCUCGCCCCAUCACUAG
Messenger RNA from Lynx canadensis (Canada lynx), 216 nucleotides. It is a transcript of the gene BAALC, whose product is annotated as BAALC binder of MAP3K1 and KLF4. The transcript is spliced from 2 exons. The coding region runs from base 1 to 216 and encodes 71 amino acids. Gene Ontology annotation, cellular component: cytoplasm. The record is from RefSeq and is a predicted model, not a curated record. NCBI's taxonomy places the organism in Eukaryota, Metazoa, Chordata, Mammalia, Carnivora, Felidae.